UUAUGUGAAAUGAUGAGCAGGAACGCGAUCAGACUUGAGGUGGCUCCUAAGGAUGGAAAUUGGGGCUUCAAUAUAUCGGAGCGUAAGGCCAUGCUUCCGGCAGGGACAGUGGAUAAGAAUGUGGAAAGGGUCUAUAAAGAGUUGCCCAAGUGGGAAGAAGAUCCCAAUUUGCACACAAGGCCAAGAUAUAAGCAAAUUGUUAAGGACCUUGCAGACAAAUAUCAUACUGAGAACUUGCUGCUUGUCACACACGGGGAAGGUGUUGGGGUGGCUCUUUCUUCAUUCAAAAAGGAUGUUGAAGUGUACGAAGUUGAUUACUGUGGAUAUGUCCAACUUAGACGCCCAAUUUUCAAGAAAGACCAGUCUUUUACUGCAGGAGAAUUUGAAGUUCUUACUCACAAUGGUCAAACCGGCAUAAAUUUCAUGUCAAAUAAGGCCUGA
Molecule: messenger RNA, 441 nt
Organism: Glycine soja
Lineage: Eukaryota; Viridiplantae; Streptophyta; Magnoliopsida; Fabales; Fabaceae
Exons: 3
Coding region: 10-441 (143 amino acids)
Source: RefSeq, a predicted model, not a curated record